GUGUGUGUGUGUGUGUGUGUGUGUGUGUGUGUGUAUAACAACAGACUUUCAAUAAAUCACAAUAAGUAACUUCAUUCUGUUUCGAAGCCCCCAAAUGUCACAAUAUCUUGACCUUUCACCCUUCAAGAUCUAUAUCGAUAAUCAUGACAUAGCAAUUGUUCAAUAUACCGAAUUCUUAGGUUUCAUCUUGAUUGUGGUUUAACAUGUAAGAAGCAGAUAAACGAAAUUAUUCUUAUUAUACCUCUAUGUCUCCUUCUCAAUAAUACCCCCAUGGUUACACCUAGCGUAUAACAGGCGUUUCCAUGGUAUAGGCCGUAUUACGCGCUUAUCACCAUGAGAACAGACUGAAGUGACGCAUGUAAUUCCAAGUAUUCUAAACAUUUGAAAUGAUGCGCGGCGGCCUCUUCUCGUCUUGUUCUUCACAAUUAGAUAUUUUAUUUUUAUUUUGUAGAUAUCUUUUGACUUUGUAACUACUUCCAGCUUUAGUCUAAGCUAGUCCUACGUCUCUAUAGUAGGAUCUAUGAUAUGACCUUACUUCAAAAUAGGCUAGUAUAAUUAUAUGGAUCUCGGCCUAAGCCUAGCCAAUCGAGAGUUAUUUCUGAGAUGAUGUGGUGGUGUUCGCUAUGGUAGGAAAAUUGAUUCUCUGGAUGAUGGUGAAUUUUUCUUAUUUUAUUAAUAUCAGAUUACAGGCAAGAGGUAAUGAAUCAGACCUUGUAAUCAUUUUAUAUAAAUUGCCUUUACUAUGUAUUUAUUUAUUUGUUCUUUAUUGAGUGGCUUUUUCAAUAAAUUUAAAUAAACAAAAAUUGAUUCUCUGCUCGACGAUGGUGUAUUUUUCUCCAGGUAUUUAGGCCUAGCCUAGAAAGUGGCCCUUUCAAACAUAAUAAAAUAAUGUUCUAUUCAGAGGGCUUAGGUCUAGGCCCUCCUAGGCAUAGAGACUAUGGCCUGCAGCAUCACAUUAGUAUUUACAGUUAGGCAUAAUGUAAUGUGCCUUUUUUUAGAACAGCAAAUACAACGCAUGAUAAUACAUAGUAUUUAAAAAAAGAUAUUCAAUAAUUGUAUUGUUGUAUAGCGUUUCUAGAUAGACAAGGGAGCUUGAAAGAUAAACCGUUAAUACAAAUGGUUUCUUAAAAACAAUAACACUGAAUAUUCUUCCUGAAAAAUGCUAGAAGUAUUCUGCUGUCAAGAUGACCACUGGAUGUACCACAAUACGUCAUUGCCAUGCAACCACUUAGAUCAAGGCGCCACUAGCGGUUAUCAACAGAUGCUGAGUUGGGCUGAACAUCAAUUUCCUUCUCAAGAUGUUACAAAUGUUUUCAACGAAAGUCUGUUGAAUUUUAUGAUAAAGGAACAGCUUUGGAUGGAAGCAGCAAAAUCGGACGCUGACGUUGAAAUCUUCUGGAUGGGUAUGAAAUUGAACCCAGCAAACAAGCUAAAUAAUCCCGAGACGGCGUCAGAUGUGAACAAUCCACUUAGCUCAAUGUUUCUCGACCGUUUGCAAAAUAGAAAGGCGCAUGAUCAUGUUUGCGUGGAGGCUACGGCUAUCACUAACGAUACGACGACUUUUGCAAACGCUUGCUGGAGCGCUUACUUGGAGGUUCUAUCUAAACCAUCUGUUUGUAUAAAUGAAUGGACGUCCUGGUCAGAUUGUGUGGAUGGAAUGAGGACGAGGGAAAGAGGAUGCGCAGUCAGAGAAACUGGAUGUAUAACAUACCCAGAAAUAGGAACAGGAACCUGUGAACUACUAGAACUAAUUUUUCCUGAAAAUGACACAAUUAUAGCGACUCCCGGGGAGAGACUUAGAAUGAGAUUUAGAGCUAAGGAGAACCCACUUUCAACGGUGAUGUUUCAAUUACCUUAUGGGCCAGCCUCUGCCACACUGACAACAGACGGAACCUUUGAUUGGUUGGUUCCCAGCGGCACAUUCGUUGAUGAGGAUAUUUUCGUUAAUGUAUUACUCUAUAACAACGACGGCCAUCAGCGCAACAUUAAUUUGACUGUGGAAAUCAUAAGUUGUCCAUGUGUUGGAGGGUACGGAGUAUGCGUAGAGCGAACUGGGGUCAGUCAAGGGCUGGGUGUUUAUGAUUGCGAUUGCGAAGUGGGAAGGUUUGGAACUCUGUGCGAGGAGGAUGUAAACGAAUGUGAAUCAGAUCCUUGUCACCCAAUGGUUGAUUGCAUCAAUCUGCACAAUAUGUAUUGGUGCACUGCAUGUCCAGACGGUUACCAUGGUGAUGGAAUUAGUUGUAAACCAGUUACCGGAAAUAGAGGUUCUGAGAAUACGAAUGGAAAAGAUGAUAAUAAGCAAAACUGUCCUGUUUGCGACACAGGAAGGUCAUCAAUUACCAAAUCCAUGUCCGUCCAGUUAUUGAUUAUUAUAUCGAUGUUUUCUUAUAUAUUAUCAAAAAUAAGCUAACACUUCCUUAAUUAAUAUAUUCCAAUGAGUGGCCUUGUCAUGUCCAAAAAUGUACUUGAUUGGGUGCCGCGAUUUAUAAGAAGGUCCACUUGUAAACCAAAGGUAUGAUGUAUUUAAUACUUGCACUACUAGAUUUAUAAUGUAUUUUUUUUAAAUUUUUAAUUCUUGUAUAAUAA
Anneissia japonica is the source of this 2586-nucleotide messenger RNA. Its product is annotated as von Willebrand factor D and EGF domain-containing protein-like. NCBI's taxonomy places the organism in Eukaryota, Metazoa, Echinodermata, Crinoidea, Comatulida, Comatulidae. The transcript has 6 exons. Gene Ontology annotation, molecular function: calcium ion binding. Bases 1160 to 2410 code for a protein of 416 amino acids. The record is from RefSeq and is a predicted model, not a curated record.